AUGACCACCCUGGGCAACCUGUGUGUCGACGUGCUGGUGGAGGUGCCUCGCCUGCCCGAUCCCACGGCGCACCCAGCGCUCCUGGACCGGCUGCGGGCGACGCCGCCCGGCCCUGACUCCCUGGAGGUGGGGGGCAGCGGCAACGCCAGCAUCGCUGCGGCGCGCUUGGGUCUCCGCGUCUGCUGCACAGGCCCUCUAGGCAGGGACCUUUACGGCCAGUUCAUGGCAUCCGUGCUUGCCGCCGAGGGCAUCCGGCUGGCCCGCCCCGCGGCCCCGCCCUCCCUAACCUGCCACGUGCUGGUGGACCCGGCGGGGCGCCACGCCUUCUGCUCCGCCUACGAUCACGGCCCCUGGCCGCUGCUGGGCGACGCAGGCGCCGCCUUCGACGCCGAGGCCCUGCUGGCCAGCCGCGCGGUGCUCGUGUCCGGGACGCCUGCGCGGGCGGCCGCACUGGCCGCGCUGCUGGCGCUGUCGGACGUGGUGCUGCUGACAGAGGACGAGGCGGCGGCGGUGACGGGCGUGCGUGGCGCGGAGGCGGCCGCCGUCGCAGUGCUGCGUCGCGAUGGCUGCGCUGCGCGGUGGUGUGCGGUGAAGCGCGGCGCGGCGGGCGCGGUGCUGGCCCUGCGUGGCGCAGCGGACGGCGCGGGUGGGGCGGGCGGUGCGGGCGGCGCAGGCACUCCCAUCCGCACCGUGUCGGCUCCGGCGCCGGCGGUGGAGGUGGCCGACACGGUGGGCUGCGGCGACGCCUUCGCAGCCGCGCUGGUGCUGGGCUACCUGGGCGGGUACAGCGUGCACAGCGUGCUGGCGCUGGCCAAUGCGGCGGGGAGGGACAGCCGCGCGCUGGCGGCGGAGGUCUGA
Messenger RNA from Auxenochlorella protothecoides, 858 nucleotides. RefSeq names its product Fructokinase. The transcript has 4 exons. The record is from RefSeq and is a predicted model, not a curated record. Bases 1 to 858 code for a protein of 285 amino acids. Lineage: Eukaryota; Viridiplantae; Chlorophyta; Trebouxiophyceae; Chlorellales; Chlorellaceae.